CCCGCCCCCGCCGCCGGCCCGCGCCGGCCCGCUGACCUCCUGGACCACAGCCCGAGGACGCCUCCGAGCGAGCGAUGUCUCCUCUCCACAAAGUUGCGGCCGCCGCUGCAGCCGCCGUCGGGCGCUGAAACAAAGUCGAGCGGGGCUGCCUCCCCGGUGCCCGAGCGCACCCGUGCCCAGGGGCUGGACACCGCGGUCGGUCGAGCUGUCUCGCCGGGAGCCCGGAACGUGCUUUGGCCAUGGCUGAGGGCGCGGCUGGCAGGGAGGGUCCGGCGCCUCUUGACGCUGCCGCGGGCGAGGACGACCCCCGAGCCGGCGCCGACGCUGCCUCCGGGGACGCUGCCCCCGCGGCCUCGGGUGGCCGGAUGAGGGACCGUCGCAGCGGGGUCGCGCUGCCGGGCCCUGCAGGGGUCCCCGCGGACGGCGAGGCCGGUCUCCUGGAGGCUGCGCGAGCGACCCCCCGGCGCAGCAGCAUCAUCAAGGAUCCUUCAAACCAAAAAUGUGGUGGGAGGAAGAAAACAGUGUCCUUCAGCAGCAUGCCGUCAGAGAAGAAGAUCAGCAGCGCCAGCGACUGCAUCAGCUUCAUGCAGGCUGGCUGCGAGCUGAAGAAAGUACGACCGAACUCCCGCAUCUACAACCGGUUCUUCACCCUAGAUGCAGACCUCCAGGCUCUCCGCUGGGAACCAUCCAAGAAAGACCUUGACAAAGCCAAGCUGGACAUUUCCGCCAUCAAAGAGAUCCGGCUGGGCAAGAACACAGAGACAUUCAGAAACAAUGGGCUCGCCGACCAGAUCUGUGAAGACUGCGCCUUCUCCAUCCUCCACGGGGAAAACUACGAGUCUCUGGACCUGGUUGCCAAUUCAGCAGAUGUGGCAAACAUCUGGGUGUCGGGGUUGCGGUACUUGGUCUCACGUAGUAAACAACCACUUGAUUUUAUGGAGGGUAACCAGAACACACCACGGCUCAUGUGGCUAAAAACGGUGUUUGAGGCCGCAGAUGUUGAUGGGAAUGGGAUUAUGUUAGAAGACACUUCCGUGGAGUUAAUAAAACAACUCAACCCUACCCUGAAGGAAUCUAAGAUCAGGUUAAAGUUUAAAGAAAUCCAGAAGAGCAAAGAAAAACUAACCACCCGGGUGACAGAGGAGGAAUUUUGUGAAGCUUUCUGUGAACUCUGUACCAGGCCAGAAGUGUAUUUCUUACUUGUCCAGAUAUCUAAGAACAAGGAAUAUCUGGAUGCCAAUGACCUCAUGCUCUUCUUAGAAGCUGAGCAAGGGGUUACCCACAUCACUGAGGAUAUGUGCUUAGAUAUCAUCAGGAGGUAUGAGUUUUCCGAAGAGGGCCGUCAGAAAGGGUUUCUUGCCAUUGAUGGUUUUACCCAGUAUUUACUGUCUCCAGAAUGUGACAUUUUUGAUCCAGAGCAAAAGAAGGUUGCCCAAGACAUGACCCAGCCCUUAUCCCACUACUAUAUCAAUGCGUCUCAUAAUACCUACCUGAUAGAAGACCAGUUCAGGGGACCAGCUGAUAUCAAUGGGUAUGUGAGGGCUUUGAAAAUGGGCUGUCGAAGCAUUGAGCUCGAUGUGAGUGAUGGUUCGGAUAAUGAGCCCAUCCUUUGUAACAGAAACAACAUGGCCACACAUCUUUCCUUUCGAAGCGUUCUAGAGGUCAUCAAUAAGUUUGCCUUUGUUGCUUCAGAAUACCCGCUCAUCCUCUGCUUGGGGAAUCACUGUUCUCUACCUCAGCAGACAGUCAUGGCUCAGCAGAUGAAAAAGGUGUUUGGCAAUAAACUCUAUACAGAAGCGCCUUUGUCAUCUGAAUCCUACCUCCCAUCACCCGAAAAACUAAAGAACAUGAUCAUUGUAAAAGGAAAGAAACUGCCUUCAGAGUCAGAUCUGCUAGAGGGAGAAGUAACUGAUGAGGAUGAAGAAGCUGAGAUGUCUCGGAGGAUGUCAGGGGAUUACAACGGUGAGCAGAAACAUAUCUGGCUCUGCCGAGAGCUCUCUGACUUGGUAUCCAUCUGCAAAUCUGUUCAGUACAGGGAUUUUGAACUGUCUAUGAAAACCCAAAACUACUGGGAAAUUUGUUCAUUUAGUGAAACAGAGGCCAGCCGAAUUGCAAAUGAAUACCCGGAGGAUUUCGUCAAUUACAACAAGAAGUUCUUAUCAAGGAUCUACCCUAGUGCCAUGCGGAUAGAUUCCAGUAAUUUGAACCCACAGGACUUCUGGAAUUGUGGCUGUCAAAUUGUGGCAAUGAAUUUUCAAACUCCUGGUCCAAUGAUGGACCUCCACACCGGCUGGUUUCUUCAGAACGGGGGAUGUGGCUAUGUCCUGAGGCCAUCUAUCAUGCGAGAUGAGGUUUCAUACUUCAGCGCAAAUACAAAGGGCAUUGUGCCUGGGGUGUCUCCCCUGGUCCUUCACAUCAAGAUCAUCAGCGGUCAGAACUUCCCGAAGCCCAAGGGGGCGUGUGCCAAAGGGGAUGUCAUAGACCCCUAUGUUUGUGUGGAGAUUCAUGGGAUUCCGGCUGACUGCUCCGAGCAAAGAACUAAAACUGUGCAACAGAACAGUGAUAAUCCCAUUUUUGAUGAAACUUUCGAGUUCCAGGUCAACCUUCCUGAGCUGACCAUGGUCCGGUUUGUUGUUCUGGAUGAUGAUUACAUCGGUGAUGAGUUCAUCGGGCAGUACACGAUACCGUUUGAAUGUCUGCAGCCCGGGUACCGGCAUGUCCCCCUGCGCUCCUUUGUGGGGGACGUCAUGGAGCACGUGACCCUUUUUGUCCACAUAGCAAUAACCAAUAGAAGUGGAGGAGGGAAGGCGCAGAAGCGUAGCCUCUCUGUGAGAAUGGGGAAGAAAGUUCGAGAAUACACCAUGCUCAGGAAUAUCGGUCUGAAGACCAUAGAUGAUGUCUUCAAAAUCGCGGUUCAUCCCUUACGAGAAGCCAUAGACAUGAGAGAGAACAUGCAGAACGCCAUAGUGUCUGUUAAGGAGCUGUGUGGACUCCCGCCCAUCGCCAGUCUGAAACAGUGCCUGCUAACCCUGUCCUCUCGUCUCAUCACCAGUGACAGUCUUCCCUCCGUGUCUCUAGUGAUGAAGGACAGCUUUCCUUACCUGGAGCCUCUGGGGGCCAUUCCAGACGUGCAAAAGAGGAUGCUAGCUGCCUAUGACCUGAUGAUUCAAGAGAGCCGGGUCCUCAUAGAAAUGGCCGACUCGGUCCAUGAAAAGAUUGUACAGUGUCAGAAAGCAGGGAUGGAGUUCCGAGAAGAGCUUCAUGAUCUGGGGGCAAAGGAGGGCUUGAAAGGAAGAAAACUCAACAAGGCAAUUGAGAGCUUUGCUUGGAACAUCACUGUGCUGAAGGGACAAGGAGACCUGCUGAAGAACGCCAAGAAUGAAGCUAUAGAGAACAUGAAGCAGAUGCAGCUGGCCUGUUUGUCUUGUGGACUGAGUAAAGGCCCUGGCAGUGGGGCCGAGGCCAAGGGCAAGCGCAGCCUGGAAGCAAUAGAGGAGAAGGAAAGUAGCGAGGAGAACGGGAAGUUGUGACCUGGGCAGUGCACAUGCCCUUGUCAGGGACUCUGAUUUCCCAUUCUUGUCUUUGUGUUUUGUUCCAUUCUUCAGAUGCUCACAGAAAUGAUGCCCUCCAUGGGCAGCUGUACAUAAACAUAUGUUUUCACAGUGUCAGUAUUUUCCUGUAGUUAAUUUAUCUAAGUUAAAACUUUUAGUAGCAGUGUUUUAAACUCUGAGCUGUGGCUGUCUGUGUGCAUGUGUGUGUGUGUGUGUGUGUGUGUGUGUGUGUGUGAGAGAGAGAGAGAGACCCUGUUAAAAUCUGUUCUCUGUUGUAUUAUUGGUUCCAGUUUUUAUCUUUAUCAUCAUUUGGAGACAGCUGAUAAUCUGAAUCCUAAUGGACAUUUAUUGUAACUCAUUGCUGUGGUUAGUUUUGUCUCUCUGCCUUUGUCAUUUAAUUUUGGAGAUCUUAGCACAGCUUAUCAUUGAAGAAAACCAAAUUAUCAAAGCAAAAGUGUUUCAUAGAUUACAUGUAGAUUUAAAAAAAAAUCCUCAAAAUUAU
This is a messenger RNA of Psammomys obesus (fat sand rat), 4053 nucleotides long. RefSeq names its product phospholipase C like 1 (inactive) (gene Plcl1). Gene Ontology annotation, molecular function: phosphatidylinositol-4,5-bisphosphate phospholipase C activity. Bases 240 to 3530 code for a protein of 1096 amino acids. The record is from RefSeq and is a predicted model, not a curated record. The transcript is spliced from 6 exons. NCBI's taxonomy places the organism in Eukaryota, Metazoa, Chordata, Mammalia, Rodentia, Muridae. Gene Ontology annotation, biological process: lipid metabolic process; intracellular signal transduction.